Messenger RNA from Aureobasidium melanogenum CBS 110374, 648 nucleotides. RefSeq lists its product as uncharacterized. The transcript is spliced from 2 exons. NCBI's taxonomy places the organism in Eukaryota, Fungi, Ascomycota, Dothideomycetes, Dothideales, Saccotheciaceae. Gene Ontology annotation, cellular component: multivesicular body. The coding region runs from base 1 to 648 and encodes 215 amino acids. Gene Ontology annotation, biological process: vesicle budding from membrane; late endosome to vacuole transport via multivesicular body sorting pathway. The record is from RefSeq and is a predicted model, not a curated record.
AUGAAUCGUCUUUUUGGCGGGAGAAACACGGGUCCAAAGCCCACCCUCAACGAUGCCAUCGGCAAUAUGCAAACCCGUCUCGAUACAAUCGACGUCAACAUUGCAAAGAUCAACGGCGAGUUGACCACCUACCAGCAGAAGCUCUCCCGCAUGCGUGAUGGCCCCGGCAAGAACGCCAUUCGCCAGCGCGCAAAGGCCUGCCUCGAACGCCGCCGCAUGUACGAGAGUCAAAAGGACCAGCUCAUGAGCCAACAAUGGAACAUGGAGCAAGCAACAAUGAUGCAAGACAACCUGCGCAACACCAUGACCACCGUAGACGCCAUGAAGACCACCACAAAAGAACUCAAGAAGCAGUACGGCAAGAUCGACAUUGACAAGAUCGACAAACUCCAGGACGAGAUGGCUGAUCUGAUGGACAUUGGCAACGAGAUUCAAGAGAGCAUCAGCCGCAGCUACGAUGUACCGGAAGAUGUUGACGAGGCCGAGUUGGAUGCUGAGCUAGAGGCUUUAGGCGAGGAGGUUGACCUUGGAGAAGCUUCCUACGAGGGUGCCGAUUCCAUGCCUGCUUUCAUGAUGGACCAAAACGCUCCUCCGCAAUUCAUCGACGAACCACCAGAGACCAACAAGGUCAAGGAAGCCGCUGGAUAA